AACAAUAAUUUGAAAACUGAAACAAUUUGUGUAGUGCCAAGGGGCCUUGGAACACAUCUGCAUGGCGAGAAAACCCGUGUUGCUUCAAUACUCUUUCUAUCAUCUCUCAAACCCUUUGGAUUAUAUGUAAACCCCCUUUGUUUUCCUUACUGUAUUUAGAGAUUUUUUUGUUUCUAUAUUCUCUACAUACGUACAAAAGAUUAUCCUUAACUGGUGACAACUAGCUUCUUGUGUCUCUAUAUGGACUACUGGUUUUCCACUUCUAAAUCCCAAUUUCUCAUUUGGGUUAUCUUUCUUAUUCUUGUGAUUGUUCUUGUUGUUGGAAUUGACGGUGCUCAACAUGGAGUCGAUUGAAGAUACUGGCUGCAGCUCUCAGAACAAUUCGAUCCUAAAAACGACCGGAAUCAAGUAUAACUAUGAUUCUGCUGUUCCAUCUAGAUUGGAAAGGCUAUUAAGAGAAAGGGAAAUAAGAAAAUCCAGUAGGUCUCAAUCUACAAAUGAAGGCAUAAGAGAUGGCUGUAGAGACUCAGAUGUUUUUGGAAACGGAAUUGAACCCUGUCUAUCAGAUGGCGAUAAGAAGACCCGAGAGGAAGCGCUUAUUGAAGGACUUGCUGCAGUAUCCCCUUCUAAUGGCUUUGAGAGGAAAGAAGGGCGAUCACAAAAACAAAGAUUAUUGGUUGUGGCGAAUCGGUUGCCUGUUUCGGCAGUUAGGAAAGGCGAGGAUUCAUGGACUCUAGAAGUUAGUGUCGGAGGUUUAGUUAGUGCUCUGUUGGGUGUCAAUGAUUUUGAAGCAAAUUGGAUCGGGUGGUCUGGGGUGAAUGUAACUGAUGAAAUUGGUCAAAGAUCACUUACUGAAGCUCUAGCUGAAAAGAGGUGCAUUCCAGUUUUUCUUGAUCAAGAAACUGUUAAUCAGUAUUACAAUGGUUAUUGUAAUAACAUUCUCUGGCCUCUUUUCCAUUAUCUCCCACUUCCACAAGAAGACCGUCUUGCAACCACCCGCAGCUUCCAGUCUCAGUUUGCUGCAUACAAGAAGGCAAAUCAGAUGUUUGCUGAUGUCGUCAAUGAGCAUUAUCAAGAGGGUGAUAUUGUCUGGUGCCAUGAUUACCACCUGAUGUUUCUUCCAAAAUGUCUUAAAGAGUAUAAUAGUCAAAUGAAAGUUGGUUGGUUUCUUCACACGCCUUUUCCUUCAUCCGAAAUUCAUAGGACACUGCCAUCUCGAUCAGAGCUGCUAAGAGCUGUUCUUGCUGCUGAUUUAGUUGGCUUCCACACUUACGAUUAUGCAAGGCAUUUUGUUAGUGCUUGCACUCGCAUUCUUGGGCUUGAGGGCACACCUGAAGGAGUGGAGGACCAAGGAAAGCUAACGCGUGUAGCUGCGUUUCCUAUCGGGAUAGAUUCUGAUCGGUUCAUUAGAGCUCUUGAUCUUCCUCCAGUCAAGUACCAUAUCAACGAACUGCAAGAAAGAUUUGCUGGAAGAAAGGUCAUGCUGGGCGUAGACCGUUUGGAUAUGAUUAAGGGAAUUCCCCAGAAAAUAUUGGCAUUUGAGAAGUUCCUUGAAGAGAACCCAGACUGGCGCGACAAAGUAGUUUUGCUACAAAUUGCAGUACCAACUAGAACAGAUGUCCCCGAGUAUCAAAAGCUUACGUGCCAAGUACAUGAAAUUGUGGGACGCAUCAAUGGAAGAUUUGGAACUCUGACAGCUGUCCCGAUCCAUCAUUUGGAUCGUUCUCUUGAUUUUCCUGCACUAUGUGCACUUUAUGCUGUCACUGAUGUUGCUCUAGUUACAUCCUUGAGAGAUGGGAUGAAUCUUGUUAGCUAUGAGUUUGUGGCCUGCCAAGCAUCCAAGAAAGGAGUCCUAAUCCUAAGUGAGUUUGCAGGUGCAGCACAGUCUCUUGGUGCUGGCGCUAUUUUGGUAAACCCAUGGAACAUUACUGAACUUGCGUCUUCAAUAGGUUAUGCUCUUACAAUGUCUGCCCAAGAAAGAGAAAAACGACAUCACCAUAACUUCUCGCAUGUCACUACUCACACUUCCCAGGAAUGGGCUGAAACAUUUGUAAGUGAACUCAAUGAUACAGUUGUUGAAGCUCAACUGAGGACUAGACAAAUUCCGCCUCAACUUCCGAGUAAAGUGGCUAUUGAGCGCUACACGCGAUCAAAUAAUCGAUUGCUUAUAUUGGGUUUCAAUGCCACAUUAACAGAGCCAGUGGAUGCCCAGGGAAGAAGGAUUGAUCAACUAAAAGAAAUGGAGCUUAAGUUGCAUCCAGAUUUAAAAGAACCUCUAAGGAAGCUUUGUAAUGACCCAAAGACAACAGUAGUUGUGCUCAGUGGAAGUGACCGAAACGUUCUUGAUGAGAAUUUUGGAGAAUAUAGGAUGUGGUUGGCAGCUGAGCAUGGAAUGUUUUUGCGAUUAACAGAAGGGAAUUGGAUGACUACGAUGCCUGAAAAUCUAAGUAUGGAUUGGGUAGACAGCGUGAAGCAUGUAUUUGAGUAUUUCACCGAGAGGACCCCCCGUUCUCAUUUUGAGCUUCGUGAGACCUCACUUGUUUGGAACUAUAAAUAUACAGUGGGUUCCGAGCACGCAGAUAUUGAGUUUGGUAAACUUCAAGCAAAAGACCUUUUGCAACAUCUAUAUACAGGCCCAAUUUCAAAUGCUUCUGUAGAUGUAAUCCAGGGUUGCCGAUCUGUUGAGGUUCGAGCAGUUGGUGUUACUAAGGGGGCAGCAAUUGAUCGUAUUUUGGGAGAAAUAGUGCACAACAAUGACGUGAAGACACCAAUUGAUUAUGUCUUAUGCAUAGGGCACUUUCUGGCAAAGGAUGAAGAUAUUUAUUCAUUUUUUGAGCCAGAGCUUCCGCAAGAACAAGCAACACCUGCGAGAACCAAGAUAGCUACCCAUAUCAAUAGAAAUACUUCAAAUCAUUCAGCUGGUAAAAGUGCGCAUCGGGCAGUUAAUUACAAAGUUGCCCAGCAAGCUUCGACCUUAGACAAGGCUGGCAGUAACGAAAAUGGAAAUUGGUGGUCCAUGAUGCGCGAUAGAAUGACAGUUCAUGAAGGAUCAUCAGUUCUUGACCUCAAGGCUGAUAACUACUUCUCUUGUGCAGUUGGUAGAAACUGCUCUAAGGCCAGAUACCUUCUUGGUUCAUCACCUGAUGUUGUGUCCCUACUGAAAGAUCUGGCCAACACUUCAUCAUGCGGAGCUGCUUCUUCAUACAAGUAGAAGCCUAUUAUUUGAGGUACAUUCAUAUUCUACUCAUUUCAGGGAACAAGUAUGACCGCAUCUGAUAUGCUGACACAGCCAAAUUAAAACUGCACCAUGAUGUUUUUGGACUAUUCUUGCUGAGUUUAGCUUAUGUUUUUAAAGUAUUGCAACGUGGUUGGCACUAUCUACGUAUCUGAUCUUUUGAUCUUAGCUCACCCGAUAUGCUAAAACUCCGUAGGCUUUCAAACUGUGGCUAGGGUGACUGCUGAUGCUGCUUCAUACGUACGUGGAAACAGACAGUCAGGGAGGGAUAGUAUGAUGCCUUCAUUCAGAGCUGCGGGUAACAUGCUUGUACUUACAAAUAGUUAAGCAUAUGCAUAAGCAAAAUGUUCUUGUAGGAAGUUUAGUGGAAUAAACGUCCCAGGACUCGUGGGAUUUGCUUGUAAACGCUUUCCUUUUAGUUGUUUAAUAGAAACAUAUGCCUCACCUUUUAAUUUCCUUUAGAUGGUGUUUUCUUCAAGGGAAAUUGCUCUUUCCAGAGUUGGUUUUUUUGUACAAUGCAUCACUUCUUAUCUAAAUUUACACUUCUAAUUGGUAAA
Lycium barbarum (goji berry) is the source of this 3792-nucleotide messenger RNA. RefSeq names its product alpha,alpha-trehalose-phosphate synthase [UDP-forming] 1-like. Bases 341 to 3211 code for a protein of 956 amino acids. Gene Ontology annotation, molecular function: alpha,alpha-trehalose-phosphate synthase (UDP-forming) activity. NCBI's taxonomy places the organism in Eukaryota, Viridiplantae, Streptophyta, Magnoliopsida, Solanales, Solanaceae. Gene Ontology annotation, cellular component: cytosol. The transcript has 19 exons. The record is from RefSeq and is a predicted model, not a curated record. Gene Ontology annotation, biological process: trehalose biosynthetic process.